GGCAUAAAGCACAUUGAUCAUUUUGGUUUUAUAUGUCGGGAAUCCACCGAACCUGGAAUAAACCAGUAUGCUUGCUAUGUCUUCCAGUGUGCGAGCGAAUCUCUGGUGGAUGAGAUCAUGCUGACUCUGAAGCAAGCCUUUAGCACAGCAGCUGCCCUGCAGAAUGCCAAGACCCAGAUCAAACUGUGCGAGGCCUGCCCGAUGCACUCCCUCCACAAGCUGUGUGAAAGGAUCGAAGGACUUUAUCCGCCAAGAGCCAAGCUUGUAAUUCAGAGGCACCUGUCCUCUCUCAGUGACAACGAGCAGGCGGACAUCUUUGAGCGUGUUCAGAAAAUGAAGCCGGUUAGUGACCAGGAAGAAAACGAGCUGCUGAUUUUCCACCUGCGGCAGUUGUGCGAGGCGAAGCAAAAGACCCACAUCCACAUUGACGAGACCCCCAUGAACGCGUCUAAUAACACAAUCCCCGAAAACACCACCAGUAGUGGAAGAUUCACCCUGGAUAUCCUGAAGAACAAAGCCAAGAAAUCCUUAACCAGCUCACUCGAAAACAUCUUCUCCAGGGGAGCCAGCCGCAUGCGUGGUCGUCUGGGGAGCACGGAGAGCUUUGAAAGGUGCAACCACCUGACUUUCGACAAAGACUGCUCCUCUGGGGACUCCCCACCUUCCACACCUCCGGCGUCUCCCGUUGCCUUGGCUGGACACCCGUUUCCCGAAGAGGACUCCGAUUCUCCUCAGUUUAGGAGACGCGCACAUACUUUCAGCCACCCGCCCUCCGCCUCCAAGAAGAGGAUCACUUUCCAGAAUGGAAGGUCUCAAAGUGUCCGGUCGCCCCUCCUGAGGCAAAACUCAGCCGAACAGAGCAGCGAUGUGGAGAAAAGGAAGAGGACUUCCUCCGUGUGCAAUGACUCUCUAAAUGCUGGUGGUAUCACCCUGCCCCCCCGUCGGAUCUCCUGGCGGCAGAGGAUCUUCCUAAGGGUGGCAUCCCCCAUGAAGAAGUCUCCUUCAGCCAUGCAGCUUGAAGAUGGCUGUGAUGAAAAAGAACUGCUGCCGUUAUCUCCGCUUCCACCGUCCUUUGACGAAGUGCCCCUGGUUUCCUUCUUGCAAAAUGAGGAUGUUGAGGACCAGACUGGAGAGAAGAAGAAGUCGGAGGAGCUGCAGAGCCUGUGGAGAACGAUCCACCAGCAGAUCCUCCUCCUUCGGAUGUAGAAGGAAAACCAGAAACUGGAAGCGAGCAGAGACGAGCUCCAAUCCAGGAAAAUUAAGCUGGACUAUGAGGAAGUUGGAACCUGUCAGAAGGAUGCCAUUAACAUCUGGGACAAGAAACUGUUGAAUUGCAGAGCCAAGAUCAGAUGUGAUGUGGAAGACAUUCAUACCACCCUGAAAGAUGGUGUCCCCAAAAGCCGCCGGGGAGAAAUUUGGCAGUUUCUGGCCGUGCAGCACCGCGUCAGACACCGGCUCCCAAAUAAGCAACAGCCUCCUGACAUCUCCUACAAAGAUCUCUUGAAGCAGCUGACAACGCAGCAGCAUGCCAUCCUGGUGGACCUGGGAAGGACUUUCCCCACCCAUCCCUACUUUUCGGCUCCUGGCGCAGGACAGCUCUCGCUCUUCAACCUGCUGAAAGCCUACUCCUUGCUGGACAAGGAGGUGGGCUAUUGUCAAGGCAUCAGUUUCGUGGCCGGCGUGCUGCUCCUCCACAUGAGUGAAGAGCAAGCCUUCGAAAUGCAAUUCCUCAUGUAUGAUCUCGGGUUCCGGAAACAGUACAGGCCCGACAUGAUGUCACUGCAGAUCCAGAUGUACCAGCUGUCAAGGCUGCUUCAUGAUUAUCACCGGGAUCUUGACCACCAUCUGGAAGAAAACGAUAUCAGCCCGAGCCUUUAUGCUGCACCCUGGUUUCUCACUUUAUUUGCCUCGCAAUUUCUGGGAUUCGUAGCCAGAAUCUUUGAUAAUUUCCUUCAAGGUACAGAAGUCAUAUUUAAGGUAGCACUAUGCCUGCUUAGCACCCAGGAGGAGAGCAUCAUGUCGUGUGAGACAUUUGAAGGCAUUGUUGAGUUUCUUAAGAACACUCUGCCAGACAUGUCACAGCCCCAGAUGGAGAAGAUAAUGGCCCAGGUAUUUGAGAUGGACAUUUCCAAACAGCUUCAUGCCUAUGAGGUGGAGUACCAUGUUCUGCAGGACGAAUUGCAAGAGAACCUGAGCCCUUGUGAGGAGAUUGAAGCUUCAGAGAAACUUGAAAGGGCCAACAGUCAGCUGAAGAGGCAGAAUAUGGACCUCUUAGAGAAACUUCAGAUAGCCCAUUCUAAGAUCCAAGGCGUGGAGGCCAACUUGGAAGAGGCCCUGAGGAGGGAGACCCAGAUGAUAUUUAUCCAGUCCCUGGAAGAGGAAAAGGUUCUAUACCAGAAGACCUUGGAGAAGAUCUGCAGGUACCUGCCCCAAGAGGCCCUGUCUGACUGUGAAGAGCUGCUGAAAGAAGUCAACUGUCAUCCAAACAAAUUCUAGAAGGAAGCCAUAAAUGAGGGAGAGACGCAAUGGGGAAAAAAAGAGAGAGAGAGAGAGGAAUAUGGUUUCUCAUAGAUGGAAACAAAGAACAGGCCGAGGCCACUGCUGGAAGGGAGAUCCACCUCAUCUCACAAGAUUCUACAAGUAGCAGCCGCAGUAGCGAAAAGGCCUUUUUUUCAACCUCAAUAUGCAAAUCCCAAGUUCAUGUCUUCUUCUUUUUUAUAUAACGCAUGUACAUAAUUUGCAGUGCGCAGAACAAAAGACGGGAUCGAAUGAAGAAGGUCAGGUGUACAUUUAGGGCUGAUCGAAA
Molecule: messenger RNA, 2806 nt
Organism: Thamnophis elegans (Western terrestrial garter snake)
Lineage: Eukaryota; Metazoa; Chordata; Lepidosauria; Squamata; Natricidae
Product: TBC1 domain family member 4-like
Source: RefSeq, a predicted model, not a curated record